AUGAAUAUGGCAAGAAACUCUGCAAUGAAGGCACCAACACCACCAGAUAAAGGUAGCUUUCCAUUAGAUCACGAUAAAGAAUGUACAGAGGCAAUGAAUGCAUACAUUCAAUGUCUAGCAAGCAAUCAGAAUCAAUCAAGACAAUGCGCUGAAUUAUCUAAAUUUUAUUUACAAUGUAGAAUGGACAAGGGAUUAAUGGCAAAGGAUGAUAUAUCAACAUUUGGAUACGACGAAAUCAAACAAUCAAACAUUGUAGAACCACCACCUAAAACAAAGGAGCCAAUGAUUGCAGGCUUGCGUAGAAAGAAUUAA
Messenger RNA from Cavenderia fasciculata, 312 nucleotides. RefSeq lists its product as uncharacterized. NCBI's taxonomy places the organism in Eukaryota, Evosea, Eumycetozoa, Acytosteliales, Cavenderiaceae. The transcript has 2 exons. Gene Ontology annotation, cellular component: mitochondrial intermembrane space. Gene Ontology annotation, biological process: mitochondrial respiratory chain complex IV assembly. The coding region runs from base 1 to 312 and encodes 103 amino acids. The record is from RefSeq and is a predicted model, not a curated record.